AUGAAGUUGCUGGCGGCCGCUUGUCUAGCAGGCGUCACAACAGCCCAGUACUUUCCAUCACAACCCGAGGGACUGACUGUCGUGAAUUCAAAGCACGAAGAAGGCGUGAAGAUAUCUUAUAAACAGCCGGGAAUCUGUGAAACCACCCCAGGCGUUAAAUCGUACUCCGGCUAUAUUCACCUGCCUCCAGGGACUCUGAACGACGAACAUGUUGAUCAGAAUUAUUCCAUCAACACAUUCUUCUGGUUUUUCGAAUCGCGUCAUGAUGCAAGAAACGCCCCGUUGUCCAUCUGGAUGAAUGGCGGGCCCGGCAGCUCGUCCAUGAUCGGUCUCAUGCAGGAGAAUGGUCCCUGCCGCGUCAAUGCAGAUUCCAAUUCGACCGAACUCAAUCCCUGGUCUUGGAAUAACUACGUAAAUAUGCUGUACAUCGACCAGCCCAAUCAGGUUGGUUUCAGUUACGAUAUCCCCACCAACGGCACUUUCGACCAGGUCGCAUCCGCUUGGGACGUGUCGGAGUGGACACAUGGCGUUCCAGAGCAAAAUAAUACUUUCUAUGUCGGCACGACUACCAGCCAAAAGAGAACAUCGGCGGCUAAUAGCACAGAAAAUGCGGCCCGGUCCCUGUGGCACUUGGCGCAAACCUGGUUCUCCGAGUUUCCGGAGUACAAGCCACGCGACGAUCGCGUCAGCAUCUGGACCGAGUCUUAUGGUGGUCGUUAUGGCCCCUCUUUCACUGCGUUCUUCCAAGAACAAAAUGAGAAGAUCAAGAAUGGUUCGAUCACUUCCCCAGCGGAAUCUCAUUAUAUCCACUUGGAUACAUUGGGAAUUAUAAAUGGCUGUGUCGAUCUCCUUGUGCAGGCGCCGACGUACCCGGUGAUGGCGUAUAACAAUACGUAUGGGAUCGAAACUAUCAAUCAGACCGUGUACGACCAGGCCAUGCAGGCAUGGAGCCGUCCUGGGGGAUGUAAGGACCUCAUCGUACAAUGCCGGACCCUUGCAGCAGAAAGCGAUCCACAGAUGUACGGCAACAACGAAACCGUGAAUCAAGCGUGCCAAAAUGCAUCUAGCAUCUGCAGAAAUAACGUGGAGGGUCCUUACACUACCUUUGCCGACCGAGGCUACUACGAUAUUACUCACAAAAACCCCGAUCCAUUCCCACCGCAAUAUUAUUUUGGAUUCUUGAGCCAGCAUUGGGUACAAAAGGCCUUGGGGGUACCUAUCAACUAUACCGAGUCUAUUGAUAGCGUCUAUGAAGGUUUUGACGCGACCGGGGAUUAUCCUCGUGGUGACGUGCAUGGCUACCUCAAUGAUCUCGCCUAUGUCCUAGAUUCUGGUAUCAAGGUAUCACUCAUCUACGGAGACCGCGACUAUGCCUGUGAUUGGAUUGGCGGCGAAGAUGUGAGUUUGGGCAUCGAUUACACCAAGGCAUCUUCUUUCCGUGAGGCUGGAUAUGCGCCUAUUCGGACCAACUCCACUUAUAUUGGAGGACAGGUCCGUCAACAUGGGAACUUCUCUUUUGCCCGAGUUUAUCAGGCUGGUCAUGAGGUGCCUGCUUACCAGCCUGAGACUGCGUACGAACUCUUCCACCGAGCCCUUUUCAAUCGUGACCUGGCGACUGGUAAGAUUGACACUGCUCGUAAUGAUUCUUACUCUACCGAGGGCCCUUCGUCCACUUGGCAUAUCAAGAAUGAGGUUCCCGAAAGUCCUGGUCCAGUGUGCUACAUCUUGUCUCUGGAGGCGACUUGCACUGAUGAUCAGAUCGCCAGUGUGCGCAACAAUACGGCGGUCAUCAAAGACUAUGUUGUUGUGGGUACAACGUCCGAAUAA
Penicillium verhagenii is the source of this 1827-nucleotide messenger RNA. RefSeq names its product putative carboxypeptidase S1 (gene cp1). Gene Ontology annotation, cellular component: fungal-type vacuole. The record is from RefSeq and is a predicted model, not a curated record. NCBI's taxonomy places the organism in Eukaryota, Fungi, Ascomycota, Eurotiomycetes, Eurotiales, Aspergillaceae. Bases 1 to 1827 code for a protein of 608 amino acids. Gene Ontology annotation, biological process: proteolysis. Gene Ontology annotation, molecular function: serine-type carboxypeptidase activity. The transcript is spliced from 2 exons.